AUGGCUUUCCCUAACUACAGCUGUCUCAACCAAGCUCAACUAACCUUUGAAUAUCUGCACACAAAUUCCACCACUCACGAAUUUUUGUUUGGUGCUCUUGCUGAACUAGUUGAUAAUGCGAGAGAUGCUGAUGCCACCAGAAUGGAUAUUUAUACAGAGAGGAGAGAGAACAUUCGAGGAGGAUUCAUGCUUUGCUUUCUUGAUGAUGGAGCAGGAAUGGAUCCAAAUGAUGCCAUCAGUGUGAUCCAGUUUGGGAAGUCAGCCAAACGAACACCUGAGGCCACCCAGAUUGGGCGGUAUGGGAAUGGGCUAAAAUCAGGCUCGAUGCGCAUCGGGAAGGAUUUUAUUCUCUUCACCAAGAAAAAAGAUACCAUGAGCUGCCUCUUCCUGUCACGAACCUUUCAUGAGGAAGAAGGCAUUGAUGAAGUGAUAGUCCCAUUGCCUACAUGGAAUGCUCAGACACAAGAACCUGUCAUAGAAAAUGCCGAGAAAUUUGCCAUUGAGACGGAACUCAUCUACAAGUAUUCUCCCUUCCACACUGAAGAGGAAGUGAUGAGUCAGUUUAUGAAGAUUUCUGGGGAUAGUGGAACCCUAGUGAUCAUUUUUAAUCUCAAACUCAUGGACAAUGGAAAGCCUGAAUUAGACAUAAUCUCAAAUCCAAAAGAUAUCCAGAUAGCAGAGCUCUCCCCAGAGGGCCUGAAGCCAGAGCGGUACUCAUUCAGUGCCUAUGCUGCAGUGCUCUAUAUUGAUCCUCGAAUGAGAAUCUUCAUCCAUGGGCACAAGGUACAGACCAAGAGGCUCUCCUGCUGCCUGUACAAGCCCAGGAUGUACACAUACACAUCAAACCGUUUCAAGACCCGAGCAGAACAGGAGGUGAAGAAAGCAGACCAGGUAGCACGGAUUGCUGAAGAGAAGGCCCGGGAGGCAGAGAGCCAAGCUCGGACAUUAGAAAUUCGUAUAGGUGGAGUCCUCACACGGGACUCCAGGGUGAUGUUGCGUCAGGUCCAGAACACAGCCAUCACCCUGCGCAGAGAAGCUGAUGUUAAGAAAAGGGUCAAGGAUGCCAAGCAGCAAGCACUCAAAGAACCUAAGGAACUGAAUUUUAUCUUUGGGGUCAACAUUGAACACCGAGACUUAGAUGGCAUGUUUAUCUACAACUGUAGCCGCCUGAUCAAGAUGUAUGAAAAAGUUGGCCCACAGCUGGAAGUGGGCAUGGUGUGUGGUGGAGUUGUUGGUGUUGUUGAUGUACCUUACCUGGUCUUGGAGCCUACUCACAAUAAACAGGACUUUGCUAAUGCCAAGGAAUACCGGUUCCUGCUUCGGGCAAUGGGGGAGCACCUGGCACAGUACUGGAAGGACAUCUCCAUUGCCCAGCAUGAAAUUAUCAAGUUCUGGGAUGAGUUUGGUUACCUCUCUGCCAACUGGAACCAACCCCCAUCUGGUGAGCUGCACUUCAAACGCAGGAGGGCUAUGCAGGUCCCAACCACUAUCCAGUGUGAUUUGUGUCUGAAGUGGAGGACCCUCCCCUUCCAGAUGAGUUCAGUAGAAGAAGGUUACCCCAACACCUGGGUUUGCUCCAUGAACCCUGAUCCUGAGCAGGACCAGUGUGAGGCUUCUGAACAGAAGCAGAAGAUUCCACUGGGAACAUUAAAAAAGGUCCUGAAGACACAGGAAGAGAAGCAGAGGCAGCUAACACAGAAAAUUAAGCAACAGCAGAAGAGACUGAAGGCCCUUCAGAAAACCACACUCACCCACUCCCAAGAUGGCCUGAAGAAACUGCCAUUGGAAGUGACCACUAAACCUCUCACUGAAGAAUCUGUGCAGAGAAGAUGCUGGUGUGCUCAGUCACCCCCUUUACAUGAAGUGAUCAAAAAUGCUCAGAGCAGACCCCGUUCCAAGCCAGCCCCCAGACCAUUUAGACAGCUCCGAAAGGCUGCUGUUAGCAGCAGCUACCAAAAACCUCCUGUUCUGGUGGCCCAGACAGAGACCAGUACCUUUGGGUUGCUCGAACCACCAGAGGUACCCCAAAAGCCUGUGACCCCUCUGGUUAGGACUGCACCACAGCCUUUGGUGCAAUCCCUGUCACCCUCUGCAAUCCCCAACUCCAAGAAACUUUGCAAGGUCCAUACCCCCAAACCUACAAAGACUUCAGUGGUCAAGAAGGCAGAAACACCUGUUAAGCACUCCCCAGGGACGUCUAGUCAGAAGCGGAGUCUUGUAGUCUCUGAUGAUAAAGAGGCUGGGGAAAAGGAGAGGUGCAAGAGGGGCAAGUUUCCUGUGAAGGAGAAAAAGAUGUUAGCGAAUGAGCUCUCAGACAGUGCUGGGGAAGAAGAUCCAGAUGACCUCAAGAGGGCUCAGAAAGAUAAAGGGCUACAAGUGGAGGUCCGUGUGAAAGGGAAUUUUUACAAGGGCUGUGUCACAGCUGUGGAAGUGGGUGGGAAUGUGGUGUGGUGGAAGGUGAAGUUUGAUGAUGUGGCCACAGACACCAUACCGAAAGGCUGCUGGGUGGAAAAAGGCAGUGGAGAUGUAUGGCUGAUGAAGCCAUCUUCAGAGAAUCAGAGAACUGGCACACAGCAAGAGGAUGGGGAAGAGGAGGCCACGGUAGUCCAGCACACUGAUGCAUUACAAGAGCUCUCUAUCUCUGACUGUCUCUGCACAGAGCCUGAGACUAUUGCCCCAAGGACUGACCAGGAGACCACUGACCUCCUGGUCCAGAUUCUCUGGAAUUGUUUACACUAUUUCAUGCCCCUGAGUUUCUCCAUGUCUAAGAAGGAGCUGAGUGCUAUGAAUUCAAAAGAACUACUGUCUCUUCCUCUUGAAGAGUACUUCAAGCAGUAUGAAGAAGAGCUCCAGAAUCUCUGCCGUUCCUACCAGACCUGUGCUGACUCACGGGCUAAGGCAUCUGAAGAAAGCCUGUGCAUUGCUGAGAAAAAGCUCCAUGAGACAGAACAGAAGCUACAGAAGCUGAGGACUAACACUCUGGCCCUCCUGAGAAAGGUGCAGGAGGACAUAAACAUCAGUACAGAUGAUGAGCUGGAUGCCUACAUGGAGAACCUCAUCACCACAGGGGACUGA
Messenger RNA from Nannospalax galili (Upper Galilee mountains blind mole rat), 3075 nucleotides. RefSeq names its product ATPase MORC2-like. NCBI's taxonomy places the organism in Eukaryota, Metazoa, Chordata, Mammalia, Rodentia, Spalacidae. The transcript has a single exon. Gene Ontology annotation, molecular function: zinc ion binding. Gene Ontology annotation, cellular component: nucleus. The record is from RefSeq and is a predicted model, not a curated record. Bases 1 to 3075 code for a protein of 1024 amino acids.